Messenger RNA from Jaminaea rosea, 1741 nucleotides. Its product is annotated as Metallo-dependent phosphatase. The transcript is spliced from 5 exons. NCBI's taxonomy places the organism in Eukaryota, Fungi, Basidiomycota, Exobasidiomycetes, Microstromatales. Gene Ontology annotation, molecular function: acid phosphatase activity; metal ion binding. Bases 182 to 1702 code for a protein of 506 amino acids. The record is from RefSeq and is a predicted model, not a curated record.
CCCCAUUCGACCCACGAGCAGCGAGCUAUUGCAAAUCAUCGAGCUUCACACAUUCGCUUUGAUGCCCGCACGCACUCUCGUCGAUGCUCGUGAGAGGCAGCAGCAGUAACGAGAUGUUAUAAGAAGGAAUCGCGGCCGGUAAGCCUUCUUUCCUCUUCACCACUCCCCGUACUCAAUCGCCAUGAUGCGUGCCGCUCCCCUCCUUCUUGCCCUCCUCUGCUGUCUGAUCGGCCAGACAUGGGCCGCAGCUAGCUAUCCUCCGAUCCCGAAGGACAAGACGACGCCUGUCCAGCAGCGUAUCGCCCUCUAUGGCCCUCGAGCCAUGUCCGUGGGCUGGAAUACGUACGAGAAGCAGUCUCAGCCAUGCGUUGACUACGGCCUUUCGCCUGGCAAGCUCACCAUGUCGUCCUGCUCGGACUCGUCCAUCACCUACCCUACCUCCAGAACGUGGUCAAACUCUGUCAUUCUCAACAACCUCAAGCCUGCCACCAAGUACUUCUACAAGAUUCGCAGCACCAACAGCUCGACUGACUUCUUCCAGAGUGGCCGCGUUGCCGGUGACAAGACGCCGUUUACGCUCAACACGAUCAUUGACUUGGGUGUGUACGGCGAGGAUGGCUACACGCUGCCUCACGAUGACAAGAGCAAGAGGGAUGAGAUCCCGAAGAUCCAGCCCGCUCUCAAUCACACCACGAUCGGAGCUCUCGCCAAGACCAUUGACGACUAUGAGCUCAUUUUGCACCCCGGUGACUUUGCCUACGCCGACGACUGGUAUGAGAAGCCAAAGAACCUGGGUGACGGCAGCGCGGCCUACCAAGCCAUCCUCGAGCAGUUCUACGAGCAGCUUUCGCCCAUUGCACGUCGCAAGGGAUAUCAAGCCAGCCCUGGGAAUCAUGAGCAAGUAUUCACGAAAUUCGACUGUUCUGAAGUGCCCGGGCAAACGCAGCUCUGCCCGGCCGGCCAGCGCAAUUUCAGCGACUUCAUGAACCGAUUUGGCAAGACGAUGCCCCACGGCUACGGCUCUGUCUCCAAGAACAACAGCGCUCAACAGGCAGCCAACAAGGCCAAGACGCUCGCCGAGCCACCCUUCUGGUAUAGCUUCGACUACGGUUCCCUCCAUGUCGCCAUGAUCAACACCGAGACUGACUUCCCAUCGGCCCCUGAUGGCCCUGGCACCAACCUCAACGGUGGUCCGAUCGGAGCUAUGGGUCAGCAGCUUGAGUGGCUCGAUGCCGACCUCAGUAGCGUUGACCGCACAGUCACGCCUUGGGUCGUCGUGGCCGGCCAUCGCCCCUGGUACUCGACGGGCGGCUCGAAGCAGAACUGCGAGCCCUGCCGCAAGGCCUUCGAGCCUACCCUCUACAAGUACGGAGUCGACGUCGCUGUCUUCGGACAUGUGCACAACUCGCAAGCAACUGCUGGAGGCGUUUACAACAACACCGCCGACCCCGCAGGCCUCAACAACCCAAAGGCGCCCAUGUAUGUUGUAUCUGGCGGGACCGGCAAUAUCGAGGGUCUGACGAGAGUGGGAGAGAAGCAGUCUUAUAAUGCAUUCGCAUACGACACCUCCUUCUCCUACGCUUCAUUCACCUUCAAAAGCGCCAAGGAGCUCAUCAUCAACUUCUAUCGCUCUGACUCGGGCGAGAAGCUACACACCUCGACUCUGAAGAAAGAGCACAAGCAGGCUUUUGUCAGGCAGUGAGCGACGUGGGGAAUCGAGACAUUGGAGAAAUGAGACAGC